AGGUUUUCUCGAACUACUAAACAAAAACAUUUCUGAGCAACAAGGGGUUGUCCGAAAUAAUGUCACUUCUAUCAGAUUCUUGGCUUUCAGAAUUGCUGUUCCCUUCCUCCCUGUCGCUGGGGUCGGGUACCACAACGGUCGUGCCGCCAUCCGCCUAUGUCACAUCUCGCAGGCCACAUCUUAUCACAUUAUGGAGUAGUUUUAGUACUACAGCUAGUUCUUGUGUUGUUGUAUGUGUUGACAACUACAUUUUUUUAGAUGCUCUACUUUUUAGUUGUAGACUGAUGUUUUUAGUCCUUCUAUCUCUUUUUGUCCUCUCCUGCUUCGGGUUGCACUCUAAUCCCUGUCCUGGCAGUACAAACCACAAGCAGUGCUUUCCGAGUGAUCGGGAGCGGUGCUUAUGUUGCUGAGGCAUCGGACCCAUUGGGCAGCUUGUUCCUUUUGAUAGGCGUGUGUCUGGGCUGGUACGCCGUGUGGAGGCACCUGCAACUGGAAUACAUAA
This is a messenger RNA of Amoebophrya sp. A25, 502 nucleotides long. NCBI's taxonomy places the organism in Eukaryota, Dinophyceae, Syndiniales, Amoebophryaceae. The record is from the annotation of a GenBank genome assembly.